Molecule: messenger RNA, 5729 nt
Organism: Oreochromis niloticus (Nile tilapia)
Lineage: Eukaryota; Metazoa; Chordata; Actinopteri; Cichliformes; Cichlidae
Exons: 24
Coding region: 35-4450 (1471 amino acids)
Source: RefSeq, a predicted model, not a curated record
CAAACACAGAGCAGAGUUUCCAGAAUCCAGCUCUAUGUCCAUGAACAGUGACAUGUCCAGAGAAUAUCCUCCAGUCUUCAGUCAUGAACAUGGACCCUCAGUCACACAACGUCAACAACACAAACACAGAGCAGAGUUUCCAAGAUCCAGCUCUAUGUCCAUGAACAGUGACAUGUCCAGAGAAUAUCCUCCAGUCUUCAGUCAUGAACAUGGACCCUCAGUCACACAACGUCAGCAACACAAACACAGAGCAGAGUUUCCAGAAUCCAGCUCUAUGUCCAUGAACAGUGACAUGUCCAGAGAUUAUCCUCCAGUCUUCAGUCAUGAACAUGGACCCUCAGUCACACAACGUCAACAACACAAACACAGAGGAGAGUUUCCAGAAUCCAGCUCUGUGUCCAUGAACAGUGACAUGUCCAGAGAUUAUCCUCCAGUCUUCAGUCAUGAACAUGGACCCUCAGUCACACAACGUCAACAACACAAACACAGAACAGAGUUUCCAGAAUCCAGCUCUAUGUCCAUGAACAGUGACAUGUCCAGAGAAUAUCCUCCAGUCUUCAGUCAUGAACAUGGACCCUCAGUCACACAACGUCAACAACACAAACACAGAGCAGAGUUUCCAGAAUCCAGCUCUAUGUCCAUGAACAGUGACAUGUCCAGAGAUUAUCCUCCAGUCUUCAGUCAUGAACAUGGACCCUCAGUCACACAACGUCAACAACACAAACACAGAGCAGAGUUUCCAGAAUCCAGCUCUAUGUCCAUGAACAGUGACAUGUCCAGAGAUUAUCCUCCAGUCUUCAGUCAUGAACAUGGACCCUCAGUCACACAACGUCAGCAACACAAACACAGAGCAGAGUUUCCAGAAUCCAGCUCUAUGUCCAUGAACAGUGACAUGUCCAGAGAUUAUCCUCCAGUCUUCAGUCAUGAACAUGGACCCUCAGUCACACAACGUCAACAACACAAACACAGAGCAGAGUUUCCAGGAUCCAGCUCUAUGUCCAUGAGCAGUGAUAUGUCCAGAGAUUAUCCUCCAGUCUUCAGUCAUGAACCUGCACCCUCAGGCACACAACGUCAACAACACAACCACAGAGCAGAGUUUCCAGGAUCCAGCUCUAUGUCCAUGAACAGUGACAUGUCCAGAGAUUAUCCUCCAGUCUUCAGUCAUGAACCUGCACCCUCAGGCACACAACGUCAACAACACAAACACAGAGCAGAGUUUCCAGGAUCCAGCGCUAUGUCCAUGAGCAGUGAAUUGUCCAGAGAUUAUCCUCCAGUCUUCAGUCAUGAACCUGCACCCUCAGGCACACAACGUCAACAACACAACCACAGAGCAGAGUUUCCAGGAUCCAGCUCUAUGUCCAUGAACAGUGAUAUGUCCAGAGAUUAUCCUCCAGUCUUCAGUCAUGAACCUGCACCCUCAGGCACACAACGUCAACAACACAACCACAGAGCAGAGUUUCCAGGAUCCAGCUCUGUGUCCAUGAACAGUGACAUGUCCAGAGAUUAUCCUCCAGUCUUCAGUCAUGAACCUGCACCCUCAGGCACACAACGUCAACAACACAACCACAGAGCAGAGUUUCCAGGAUCCAGCGCUAUGUCCAUGAACAGUGACAUGUCCCGAGAUUAUCCUCCAGUCUUCAGUCAUGAACCUGCACCCUCAGGCACACAACGUCAACAACACAACCACAGAGCAGAGUUUCCAGGAUCCAGCUCUAUGUCCAUGAACAGUGACAUGUCAAGAGAUUAUCCUCCAGUCUUCAGUCAUGAAUAUGGACCCUCAGUCACACAACGUCAGCACCACAAUUACAGAGGAGAUUUUCCAGGAUCCACCUCGAUGUCCAUGAGCAGUGACAUGUCCAGAGAAUUCCCUCCAGUCUUCAGUCAUGAAUCUCGACCCUCAGUCACACAACGUCAGCACCUCAAUUACAGAAGAGAUUUUCCAGGAUCCACCUCGAUGUCCAUGAGCAGUGACAUGUCCAGAGAAUUCCCUGCAGUCUUCAGUCAUGAAUCCAGAUCCUCAGGCACACAACGUCAGCACCUCAAUCACAGAGGAGAUUUUCCAGGAUCCACCUCAAUGUCUAUGAGCAGUGACAUGUCCAGAGAAUUCCCUCCAGUCUUCAGUCAUGAAUCCAGAUCCUCAGGCACACAAGAGAAGAGGGAUAAAGUUUUUGUAGGGAAGCCAGUGUCCUGCUGUGUGUCGUGUCAGGAUGUCCUGAAGGAUUCAUCAAAAGACUUCUGUUCCCAGUGUGGAGAAAAAUACAGAAUCAGAUCCAGAGCCAAUCCUGGUCUGCAAAAUGUUCUAGAUGCGUUAAAGGUCACUCUGCAGAGAACAUAUGAACAUGUGUUUGAAGAAACUGAAAAAACAGGAAGCACAGCCCUCCUCAGAGUGAUCUACACUGAGCUCUAUAUCACAGAGGAGCAUAGUGAAGUGAUGAACUACCGCCAUGAGGUGAGGCAGGUGGAGAACGCUUCCAAGAAGAAGAUCCUCCAUGAAACACCAAUCAGCUCCCAGGACAUCUUUAAAACCUUGCCUGACAAACAGAGACCCAUCAGAGUGGUUGUGACAUAUGGUGUUGCUGGCAUUGGAAAAACCUUCUUGGUGCAGAAGUUCACUCUGGACUGGGCAGAGGGCUUAGAAAACCAACACAUCAGUGCGGUGGUUCUGCUUUCAUUCAGGGAGCUGAACUUGGUCAGAGAUGAGCAGUACAGUCUCCUGGAGCUGAUCCAUGUUUUCUAUCCAACAUUACAGAGCGUCACAGCAGAGCAGCUCACGAUGUGUAAUCUUUUGUUCAUCUUUGACGGCCUGGAUGAAAGCAGACUUUUGAUGGAUUUCACCAACAGGAAGCUUGUGUCUGAUGUCACACAGAAGUCAACCAUCAGUGAGCUCCUGACAAAUCUCAUCGAGGGGAAUCUGCUUCCCUCUGCUCUCAUUUGGAUAACUUCCCGACCUGCAGCAGUCCAUCAGAUUCCUCCUAAAUGUGUUGACAGGGUAACAGAAGUACGAGGCUUUACUGAUGUUCAGAAGGAGGAGUACUUCAGGAGGAGAUUCAGAAAUAACGAACUGUCAAGCAGAAUCAUCUCCCACUUGAAGACAUCCAGGAGCCUCCACAUCAUGUGUGGAAUCCCAGUCUUCUGCUGGAUCACUGCUACAGUUCUGGAGCACAUGUUGACUACAGAGAACAGAGGAGAGCUGCCCAAGACCGUGACAGAUAUGUACUCACACUUCCUGCUGGUUCAGACAAAGAGAAAGCACAAGUACCACAAGGGGAAAGAGAUAAGUCAGCAAGAGUUCACCAAUGCUGACAGGGAAGUUCUUCUGAAGCUGGGGAGGCUGGCAUUUGAACAUCUGCAGAAAAAGAACAUCCUGUUCUACCAAGAAGACUUGGAGCAGUGUGGUCUGGAUGUCACAGAGGCCUCUGUGUACUCAGGAGUUUGUACAGAGAUCUUCAAAAGAGAGUCUGUGAUCUUCCAGAAACCAGUUUACUGCUUUGUUCAUCUGAGCAUUCAGGAGUUUCUGGCUGCAGUCUACAUGUUCCACUGUUACACCAACAGGAAGACUGAGGAGCUGCAGAACUUCCUUAGUGAGGACGAUAAAGGAAAUAAGAUAUCUCUCGAAGAUAUUUCAUCCCUUGAAGGUUUUCUGAGCAGAGCCAUGGAAGAAUCUUUGAAAAUUCCGAAUAGCCACCUGGAACUGUUUGUUCGCUUCCUUUUUGGCCUCUCUAUGAAAUCCAACCAGAGACUCUUAGGUGGUCUGCUGGGUCAGACAGAGAGCAGUCCAGAAAUCAUCCAGAGAGUCAUCAGAAACCUGAAGGAUAUUAAAACUGAAGACAAAUGUCCUGAAAGCUCCAUAAACAUUUUCCACUGUCUGCUUGAGAUGAAUGAUCUCUCAGUACAUGAAGAGAUCCAAGACUUCCUAAAGUCAGAAAAGAAAUCAGAAAAGAAACUCUCUGGAAUUCAGUGCUCAGCUCUGGCGUAUAUUCUGCUGAUGUCAGAGGAGGUUUUGGAUGAGUUGGAUCUGGAGAAGUACAACACAUCAAAGGAGGGACGAUGGAGACUAGUUCCAGCUGUGGUAAACUGCCGAAAGGCUCGACUUCAUGAUGUUUAUGUCUAUGGGGGUAGCAUUGGAUCUCUGGCCAUAGCUCUGACCUCCAACCCUUCCCAUCUGACCGAGCUGCACAUGAGCUCAGUCAGCCUGGAGAUAUACGCAGAAGAUCUUUUUACUCAUCUGGAACAUCCAAACUGUAGAUUAGAGAUACUCAGACUUGAGAACAGCACUUUGUCAGAGAAGAACUGUGCUGCUCUGCUCAGUGCUCUGAAGUCCAACCCCCCCUAUCUGAAACAUCUGGAUCUAAUAGCAUGCAACCUGGAGGGCUCAGGGAUGAAACAGCUGUAUGAUUACCUGGAGAGUCCACACUGUAAACUACAGUUUAAAAGAGAGACUGUGGUUUAGAUGCUGCAUUAUGAUUGAGACAUGCAAUGAUGCUUGCAGACUUAUCAGUGGUCAAAGUGUGGCUCUACCCAGACUUCCUGAAUCUGUUCCAGAGGUACAAAAAAACUGUGGCCUUAACUCCAAUGUCAAGCUUCAGUUUAUGGAUAAGGGCUUUGGAAACUGUUGAACUUCUCUUCAGUGGAUGGAGUACAAGAAUGAUGUUAAACACCUCGACCUCAGAGUGUGCUGAGGUCAUUUCCACUUCAACCACUGGUGUAUGCCUUUACUUCCUGGAUGACUCCUAUGACUGCAGUGAAUGUGUCAUUACUGGAAUAUUGACAUUCCUCUGAGACAUUCAGCUCAUCCAGCUAAAGGAUAUUUUGUCUUCAGUUUUGAUUUGUUUCAGAGGAGGAUCUUGUGAAACAGGUUUCAUUGCACUGAUUUCGCACACAAGGACCCACUGAGGAAACCACACUUAGAAUAUAGACUGAAAACACAGAGAUGUUGUCAUUUAUCUUACAGGAGUCAGUAAACUCUGGAAUAAGUUCUGCUACGUUAUUUGUACUACUGAGCUCUUGUUUUAUAUCUCCAGAUACUCUCCUGCGUUGAGGGAUACUUUUGAGGUACAAUAGCUAGUCUUGGAACUAAAAAGCAGACUUUGCUUGUGCAGGUCCUUUUUUUAUUAUUUUACUAUGAGACAUUUUAAUAAUUUCACUACUGUAAUUUCACUGCUGAACAUUGUCUUGCUUGUGGUGUCACAUUAGCAAUCCAACAACAUGUUUUUCAGUGCUGUGUCAUAUUACAGCUCAGAGAAGGGUGUGUCACAUGUAUUGUGUUAAAUUGUAAUCCAAUUUUGUCAUUUUGCAAUAUCUGGAAAAUACAGAUACUUGCUUAAAGAAGUGCAGUCAAUCUGGAAAGUAUUCAGAAAACUACACUUUUAAAAAGGAUGUGUUAAAAAAUGACACAAAAUGUGUCGUUAUAAUAUUAACAUAUUUUGUGUGAAUUUUAACAUAACACGUGUAAGAAAAUGUGUAAACUUUGAAAAUGUGUAAAAUCACACUUAAACUGUGCAACACAUCAAAUGUGUUAACACAUUUUGUGCGUUAUUUUCAGAAUCUAACAACAGGACCUAAAAGUAGCAGCUCAGUAAUUGGGUGAUAACCCUGUGUUUAGUCAAUUAAACUGUACAUUAACAAUGUAUUACAACUAUAUCAACUGAAUAAAUAAAAUGUUUAGUUAUUGUUUGUUUUACACAAUCCUAUUCUCAUUACUUUGAACAAUUAAAAAAAAAAUGAUGUAA